This is a messenger RNA of Beauveria bassiana ARSEF 2860, 945 nucleotides long. Its product is annotated as aldo/keto reductase. The transcript has 3 exons. NCBI's taxonomy places the organism in Eukaryota, Fungi, Ascomycota, Sordariomycetes, Hypocreales, Cordycipitaceae. Gene Ontology annotation, molecular function: oxidoreductase activity, acting on NAD(P)H as acceptor. The record is from RefSeq and is a predicted model, not a curated record. Bases 1 to 945 code for a protein of 314 amino acids.
AUGAAUUCGAUUAGCGCAACAUUUACACCUGACGCCUCGGGCCAGUCGCCCAAGCAAGUAUCGACACUCCCGCAGCUCAAGUUAAACGAUGGCACCACCAUUCCCAUGCUGGGAUAUGGUUUAGGCACUGCCAACUUCAAGUCUGCGGAUUCCAAGGGCAAGUUCGACCAGACCGUAGUCAAACACACAAAGGAGGCCAUCGCCAACGGGUUUCGCCACUUGGACGGCGCCGAGGGCAAGUACACUCUUCUAUCCCGAACAUCGAGAACAAAAGGCGGUGUGCCGCGCGAGGAGCUCUACAUUACCACCAAGCUCCCUGCCCUAGGCAAGACGAACACUCAGGAGCGAUUCGAUGCCUCUCUCAAGAAGCUCGGCGUCGACUACGUCGACCUGUACCUGAUCCACGGCCCCUGGUUUGCCGAGGGGUCUGAGGAGGCGCUGCAGCAGAAAUGGGCCGAGCUCGAGGCCAUCCAGGCCUCGGGCAAGGCCAAGUCCAUUGGCGUAUCCAACUUUCUGCAGGAGCACCUCGAGGCCAUCCUCAAGACGGCCAAGGUCAUCCCCGCCAUUAACCAGAUCGAAUUCCAUCCGUAUCUGCAGCACGGCGACCUGCUCGCCUUCCACCGCAAGCACGGCAUCGCGGUCGCGGCCUACGGCCCGCUCACGCCCAUUGUCCGCGCCGCGGGCGGCCCCGUCGACGCUAGGUGGGCGGAGCUCGCGAAAAAGUACGGCGUCACCGAGGGCGAGGUCGGCCUGCGCUGGUGCAUCGACCAGGGCAUUGUGACGUUGACCACCACGAGCAACUCCGACAGGAUGCACCGCUUCGUAACGCAGGUGCCCAAGUUCAAGCUCACCCCGAAGGAGGUGGAGGAAAUUGCCGAGCUGGGCAAGCAGAAGCACUUUCGUGGCUUCUGGGGCAACAAAUUCGCCGCGGACGAUAGAAGCUAG